This is a messenger RNA of Lepus europaeus (European hare), 1626 nucleotides long. Its product is annotated as zinc finger protein 772-like. Gene Ontology annotation, molecular function: DNA-binding transcription repressor activity, RNA polymerase II-specific. The record is from RefSeq and is a predicted model, not a curated record. Gene Ontology annotation, biological process: negative regulation of transcription by RNA polymerase II. Bases 1 to 1626 code for a protein of 541 amino acids. The transcript has a single exon. NCBI's taxonomy places the organism in Eukaryota, Metazoa, Chordata, Mammalia, Lagomorpha, Leporidae.
AUGUCUGUGGUACUGAAUCUGUUUCUCUAUUUUGUGUCGCCAACCGUGGUGCCAACCAUCUCGCAUCAUUUAUUUCUCAGGGAUCCGCUGAGUCACGGCCUGUACCCUCACUACAGUAUGGCUACAGGGGCUGAAGAUGACGACCUAGACUUUGUUCCCGUGGUGCCGGGCCAGCAAGAUCACGACCAGAGGUGUGUUACUUUGAAGGAUGUGUUUGUGUACCUCUCCCCUGAAGAAUGGAAGCUACUUGAUGAGGAUCAGAAAUAUCUGUACCAUGAUGUGAUGCUAAAUAUCUUUCUAUAUGUGCUUUCAUUGAGACUUCCAAUUACCAGAUCCUGUAUGCUUACUCAGCCAGAGCCAGAGAGCGAGCCCAGGAAGCCAGACAGCGUAGAUGUAGCUCCGGAUAAUGCAAAGACAACCAAGAGAAGGUCUGGCCCUGGUUAUUGGUAUACAGAGAUGGAUGAAGAUGUGCAUUCUGAAGAAGGUGUUUUGGAGAGAAUAUCUCAGGUGAGAAGUCCUGAGGCAAGCCCUAGCACCCAAGAGACCCAAUCCUGUGACAUCUGUGAGCAGAUUGUAACAGGAAUUCUGCACCUGGCAGAACAGGGAACAACCAGUGGGCUGCAGCCAUACAUAUGUACAUCAUGUGGGAGAGACUUAUGGUUCAAUUUGCAGCAGUGUGGAGAGAAAUUCUCCAGAGGAGGAAAGGGCCAGUCCUCAUUUGUGAAUAGCCUUGCAUACCUUGUUUCAGAGAAGGCCUUCACUUCCAGGGAGGAUGGGCAGGACUUCUUGACCAACUCUGACCUUGUCCAGCACCAGGCCACUCACAAUGAGGAAAAUCCACACAGGAGCACUGGAUGUGGAGAGGCCCAGCAGACUGGACAAAGUCAAAGGUGCAGUGAAUGUGGGGAAGUUUUCAGACACAAAGACCAACUUACUCAGCACCAGAAAAGCCACACAAGAGAACAAUCUUAUGAGUGCAUUGAAUGUGGAAAAUCCUUUAGCCGAAGCCAGCACCUUACACUGCACCAGAAAAUUCACAGAUCAAUGCCUUUUAAGUGCAAUGAUUGUGGGAAAUUGUUUAGCUGCAGGUCCAGUCUUGUUAUACACCAGACAGAUCACACAAGAUCAAAGCCUUAUGGGUGUGCUGAAUGUGGGAAAUUUUUCAGCAGACAUUCCGUCCUUGUUCAACACAAGAUAACUCACACUGGAGCAAGACCUCAUGGGUGUGAUGAAUGUGGGAAAAACUUCCACAACAGAGAAAUACUUGCUAAGCACAAGAAAACUCACAGUGGAGAAAAGCCUUAUACAUGCAGCAUUUGUGUAAAAAGCUUUAAACGUAAAUAUGUAUUUAUAGACCACAUAAAAGUCCACACUAAAAAACCCUCUUAUGAAUGUAAUGAAUGUGGGAAAUUGUUUGAAAGAAAUGGCAACCUUUUAAUACACAAGAGAACUCACAGUGUAAAAAGGCUUUAUGUGUGCAGCGAUUGUGGGAAAGCAUUCACCACUAGGUCCCACCUUACACAGCACCAGAAAGUUCACACCAGAGCAGUGCCUAUGGAUGAAGUGAAUGUGGAAAGUUCUGUGGUGGCAACUCCAGAACAUUCUACACCCAAAACUUCACACUAG